AUGUGUUUUACAGCCGAUAUGUCCAAACCUCCAACCGCUCCUGGACCCGCUCUCCCAGAGGAGCAGUCAAUGGAGGCUGAGCUGACGGCAACAAGGCGUCGACUAACCUUCCAUCCAGGCAACACUAAGCCCACUAUCAUCCCAGCCCAGUCCCACCUUGUUGUCCUGCGUGAAAAACCCUUUGACCUGCGUUGCCAGAGUGACAACAAGACACAGUGGAGACGAGAGGACUGGAACAAGCCCCUGAAAGCGAAACAGAUCGAUGGGAUGUGGACGCUGCAGAUCUCAAGGGCUCAACCAGUGAACAUGGGCCGCUACAUCUGCCUUGAUGAGAACUCCCGCGAGCAAGCCUCCAUCUACGUCUACGUGAAAGAUCCUGAAAAUCCUUUCAGAAAAGCAAUGGUGUCCAGCAUUAUUACUCGUGAGGGAGAUACUGCUUCUAUUUCCUGCCGAGCAACCGAUCCAAGUCUGGACAAUCUGCACCUGGAAACGUGCUCUGGAGCAGAACUCACCUCUGGUCUCCAGUUUUCUGCAAGCCUCGAGCAGGGCAUCAUCAUCCACAAAGUGCAAAUGGCCCAUAAUGGAUGCUACGUGUGCGCAGGAACACUCCUGGGGAAAAAUGUCAGAUCCCAAAAUUUCCAGUUGAUAGUGAAUCCAGUUCCCGUUGCUCCGCCUGUAAUUGAGAUGCAGCAGCCCGGUAAACUGAUUCUUACUCGCGGCCAGAGCCUCACACUCACCUGCAACACCAGUAAUGUGAAUGGAGAUAUCGGCCUGGAGUGGGUCACGCCUCCUGGCUCGGGUGCCAUCUGGUAUCCACAGCAACCACCAAAGGUUGACGGCGCUUCGCGGAUCCUGCCCGAGCGCUUCACGCACGUGCGCAGCUCCACCCUGCAAAUCACCGCCGUGCACCCGCAGGACACGGGCAGCUACAAGUGCCAAGCCCGGAACGAAAAAGGGAGGAGCAUGAAGUCGGUGUGGCUGGAUGUUUAUGAAAGGGGAUUCAUCAGCUUAUCGUCCACAAGCAACAGCACAUUCCACGUCCGUUCAGGCGAGAGUUUGUCUCUCAAAGUGAGCAUGGAGGCGUACCCAAAGCCACACACCAUGUCCUGGAGCUUCAUGGGCCAGGAGCUGAGAAACACCAGCGACCAUGUCAUCAGCACACACAACAAAGAAUACAGAUACAGCAGUGAGCUGAGGCUGGUGCGGCUGAAAAUGUCAGAGGGUGGUGUUUAUACCUUUCAAGCCUCCAACGGUGACGCAUCAGUUAAUCAGACGUUCAACAUCUUUGUGAUCAGUAAGCCUCAGAUUGUAUCAUCUGAGGGCCCAGUGGAUGGACAGGUACGCUGUGUGGCUGAGGGCUACCCUGCGCCACAAAUCAAAUGGUACUACUGUGAGCAGCCAUCUGUCAGGUGCUCACAGCAAAUGAAUGCCACCCAGGAGGAGCAAAAUGUCAUCACCAUCACAUUGCUCAACCCCGUAUUUGGGUUAACCGAGGUGGAGAGUCGCGUGAAAAUCAACAGGGGACGAUUUAGCACACUGGAAUGUGUAGCUACAGCGGAAGGGGAGCAAGCCUUCAUCCUCUUUUCUAUAAAUGAGACGAGAGUUCCCCAUGAUUUGUUUACCCCUCUGCUCAUCGGCUCUGUGUCGGCUGCAGCCACCCUCUGCCUCAUCCUCAUCAUGCUUGUCUACAAGUACAUGAAGAAACCGAAAUACCAGAUUCAGUGGAAAGUCAUCGAGGGAAUCCAUGGAAACAACUAUGUGUACAUUGACCCGACUCAGCUGCCGUACGAUCACCAGUGGGAGUUUCCGCGAAACAACCUGUGUUUUGGGAAGACACUGGGAUCCGGUGCAUUCGGAAAAGUGGUGGAGGCCACUGCGUAUGGACUCUCGAAAGCAGAUUCGGUCAUGACGGUGGCUGUGAAAAUGCUUAAAACGAGUGCUCAUGCCACAGAGAAAGAGGCGCUGAUGUCAGAGCUGAAAGUCCUCAGUUACUUGGGAAACCACAUGAACAUUGUCAACCUGCUGGGAGCCUGCACCAUCGGAGGCCCCACGCUGGUGAUCACAGAAUACUGCUGCUUUGGAGACCUUCUCAACUUUCUUCGCAGAAAGAGGGAGUCCUUCAUCUGCUUCAAGCUCGAGGAAGACUAUUACUACCGCAACGUCACGCAGCAGAAAGCAACCAAAGGUGACAGCUUGAACGGCUACAUGACCAUGAGGCCUUCUGUUGCUGGCAGCCCACCGUUCAGCUCAUCGUCUGGGAGGAGACGUUCUCUACGCAAAGGGGGCUCUUACGUUGAAGCAAACUCAGAGAGCGAAAUGUUUGAUGAGGACGGCUUGUCUCUAGACACAGAGGAUCUUCUCAGCUUCUCAUAUCAAGUGGCCAAAGGCAUGGAGUUCUUAGCUUCUAAAAAUUGUAUUCACAGGGACCUCGCUGCCAGAAACAUCCUGCUGACUGAAGGCAGAGUGGCAAAAAUCUGUGAUUUUGGCUUGGCCAGAGACAUCACAACAGACUUCAACUAUGUAGUCAAAGGCAAUGCUCGUCUGCCUGUCAAAUGGAUGUCCCCAGAAAGUAUCUUUGAGUGUGUGUAUACAUUUGAGAGUGACGUGUGGUCUUAUGGCAUCUUGCUUUGGGAAAUCUUCUCACUGGGAAACAGCCCUUAUCCCGGUAUGCCUGUGGACGCCAAGUUCUACAAACAGAUAAAAGAAGGAUACAGAAUGGAUGCUCCGGAGUUUGCACCCAGUGAAAUGUAUCAGAUUAUGCGCUCUUGCUGGGAUAAAGACCCCUUCAACAGACCCCCCUUCAGGAAGGUUGUGGAGAGGAUUGAGCAACAGCUGUCAGAUGCCACUAAGCAUGUUUAUCUGAACUUUAGCUCCAGGCUCCCGAUGUUUCCGAGAGCGAGGGAGGAGCUUGACGCGGAGAGCAAAGAAUGUCACAAUCUCAACUCUGUCAGUGGGAACAGAACUCCGACACAGCCCUUACUGGUCCAGCACGAGGUGUUCUUGGAGGGGACGACCCAAAGGGCCCUCUGGGUGUAGGGACCCAGUCGACGUGUUUGGCUGUCUCAUAAAGUGCCUGUAAUGUUCCGCCAGAAAAACCAUCCAACCGUCACAUUACCCCGCCACUCUGGUACCAGCGGCAGUCGUCCUGCUGCACGUAGAAUAGUCACUCCCAUUUCCUCACGAUGGACCUUAGAGGGACAAAGGACGAAUGGUUUUUAUCUUUGCUAUCACUGAUUUUGCCUGCUGAUCAGGGGGAAGACACUUGGACUAGUGCCCCCCGGCUCACAGCGAAGACCUGCUAAGGCCGAAAAAAGGAGGGUGGAUGGACGUAAAUUUAUCAGUCAUUCAUCUUGAACUGUCAGGAAACACAUAAUCUUGCCGUUAUCUUUUUUUGUUUUGUUGUUCCACUUUUUUUCAGUCACAUAUCGCUCCGACACAUUUCAUAACGAUUGUUUUUUGCUUUGCCAUGAUUUUUGGCAGUCCAUACUGUACAUAACUUGUUUCUUUCUAUCAGAGUUGUUGUUUAUUACUUUUUUGUGUUUUGUUAUUCUUUGGUUGUUUAUCUGUCAUGGAAAUGAUAGUGGUAUUUUCACUCUGGAGGGCUGUUUAGCUUUUGUGGCGGGGGAAAAGGAGAAAAAAAAAGCACUCGAGGCACUUAAACUUCACAUCAUUCCACACACCAUGUAUUGCUUUUUUUUUUUUAACUCUUAUUGUCAGUAUUAUUUCAAACUGUUCAGACCUAUGCUAUAUGAAGAAGAUACUUUUUGGGGGCCAAUUUAAUUUGAGAUAGGGAGACACUGUUAUAUAAGCUAUUGAACAGGAUGGUCAAUAUAUAUAUAUGUCCAUAAGUGCUUCAAGAUGAGUAGGAGAUUUACUGUACUUUUGCUCUUUUUAAUGUUGUGACCUAAAACAAAUAACUGUCUGGACCUUAUUACACAAACCAUUACUUACAAAUACUCAAAACACAGAGUUGUCUUCAAAGUUAUGGUAUUUAUAAUGGUACACUAGCUUUUCAUAUAUGUGCUUGUUGACUAUGUAUGUAUAUAUAUAUAUAUAUAUACACACAGACACACAUAGACAAACAUGAAAGUAAUGAUAAUAGUUAGUCAUCUGCAAUCAGAUGCAAGAUUAGAGAUUGUCAAAGAAAAUCUGUGAAGCCUCUGUGUCUGAGAAGUCAUAUUUUAGAUUUGUUACAUAACCAGGUCAUUUCUGACAGCUGGACUGCGAGAUAGAGAAUGUUAUGUUGUGAAGGUGUACAUAACCGUAAAACUGGGUUCCUCUCCUGCCACGUCUAUUGUAUAUUUGUUUACAAGCAUGAGAUAGGUACUGCAAAGUCUGCUAGGUGUUUUCCCUUCUUUCCACAUCCUAUCGCUUCAUGAAGGGCCACAGACGGGCAGUCCGUGUGUUUUCACUCCACAUCAGAGGUGCGAUUCUUCAUCGCCAGUUAAGUCCAGGCGACGUUAAGGUGGCUGGCAUUAAGUGGGGAGCAGAAUUUCCUGAGGUGUUCGUGCCAGGGGGUCUUCGGGGGCUCUCGGCGCAGAUGUUUCACGAGGCACAGAACUUGGUGUGUCAUCUCAUUGUUCUCCGGCCAGUAGCUGGUUUCCUAGCAGUCCCCCCUCCUCUUUGUAUCCAGCUGUUUCCUCUCUCAGAAGUGGAAUUUUCAGCACCCCUCAGCCAGUAGUUUGAAUCAUUCGAGUCCGUUAAGAAUCCCCUCUUCCUACUGGUGGAUGUUGUUCUGAGGAGUACAAGGAAAGUGUCCUGUUUGUAUGAAAACGUUUGCUUGGCUAUGUGUGUGUGUGUGCAUGUGUGUGUGUGUGUGUCUGUUUAUGAAAGAGCAUGCACAUCUCCUUCCAUGUGUAUGACUGUAUAUCUGCCUAGUUAAGAAUUAAUAUCAAGAGGUGCCACUACUAAAGAUUCAUCACUUCAUUUAGGUUAGUAAAAACCCCACCAUCUUACAUGCCCUUGUCUGUUUGUGAAUAUAAAUGUGCGUAUAUUGUAAAGUAAUGUCAGUGCUAUUGACAACGUCUAUCUUAAUGAAGAAACGGUACAUUGAUGCAGAAUUUUAUUAUGCUGUAUUUUCUUAUGUGUGCAAAAAGAAACUUUCCUGUGGUAGAUUCAACUGGAAAAGCUGCUGUGUCUCUUGUCUCUAAGAUAUGUUCAACAAAAAAAAAAAAGAAAAAAAAUAAGAUUCACCUGAGCUAACACUUUCAUUCAGGCUGACUCAUCAUUUAAACCACAGUUUUUUUUGUUUUUGUCUUUAACUUGGAAACUCACUGUUGUCACUGAUUCCACAACUUGGAAAAGAGAUUCCUCCAAUUGAUAGGGAUUAUUUUCUGUUUCAUCGCUUCCAUUAUACCUUUCCAUGCAUUUCAUGCAUUUUGCUUCAUAUUUAUUAAAAAGCUUUAGAACUAUUGUGUAAAUCUGAUGUCUUGCAACGACACGCGAGUCAGUGUAAAUAAAAAUGUGUAUAUUUAA
Molecule: messenger RNA, 5475 nt
Organism: Menidia menidia (Atlantic silverside)
Lineage: Eukaryota; Metazoa; Chordata; Actinopteri; Atheriniformes; Atherinopsidae
Source: the annotation of a GenBank genome assembly